AUGGAAAAACUAGAUAAAACGUGUAGUAUUUGUUUACAUGAUCGUAAACAACCUAAAAUAUUGACAUGUUUACAUGUUUAUUGUUGUCAAUGUUUACUUGAUUACGUCAACAAAUCUCUCAAAGACGGACAAUUUCCGUGUCCUUUAUGUCGUGUACAAAUUCAACUUCCUUCAGGUGGAGUCGAGGAAUUUAAGAAUUUAUCUGAAGGUGAUGACGUCAGUGGGGUUGAUGACGUAGUGGACGCUAUUACAGAAACUGAUGACCUAUCAAAUAUGAAUGACGUAGCAUCUCCAGCAGCAGAAUUAGGUCUCUGUGACGUGUGUGAAAGUCAAACUAGUGUAAAUUAUCGAUGUAAAGAUUGUAAACAGAAUAUUUGUGACUCGUGUAAAAAAAUUCACAGCAAAAUUCCUGUCACUAAAAAUCACGUGAUCAUUGAUUUUGUUGAUGGAAUUGAAGAAGAAGAAAUAUCGGAACACAGUAACCAUGGUAACCAGAGUCCUGUAGACCCGUGUCCUGUACAUACAUCUAAACUGAUUGAAAUUUAUUGUGUGGGAUGUAAAACCUGUGUUUGUUUACAAUGUUAUGUUGAUGAGAGUAAUAGAGGUGUUCACAAUGGACACCGGAUAUUGAAUUUAGACAAUAAAGAUACCCAAACCAAGUUACGAGAAAAUUUAAAAUGUUUAAAUACUAAUUUACAGGCUCAGAUCGACCGUUUACAGAAAUUUUCAGAUCACCUGACAUCUAAACUGAGUGAGAUUGAUAUUUGUAGUGAGGAGGCGUGUAACAAGGUGGAUCAACAAGUCCAGCUCAUUUCUAAAUUGGUCCAAUCUCGAGCUGAACAAAUUAAAACUCAAAUCAACAAUACUCGACACGAGGAAAGAAACAAGUUGGAAAUUUUGAGAAAAGAAAUGGAAAUGUCCAUCACUGAACUAAAAUCAGCCAUUAAAGAUUCUCUGAUUACCCUAGAAGGAGAGUCGGUUGUUAAAAUUGUAGAAAGAAAUGAGAGAAAUAGAAAUGAUGAAAUGAAAGUUAAACAGAAAGAUUUGGUCGUUCCUGAUUUACAAUUUCCGAGUUUUCUUCCUGGAAGUGACGUCAGAGAUGAGGUCGGGAGAUUGGUUGGCGAAUGUAAAAAUUUAAAACUACAAAACUUUACACUAAAAUUUAAUACAAAAACUAUUUCCCGAGGAUCUUUAGAUAGUAAAAUUGAAUUGUUUGAUUUUGUGGAUUUGGUUUGGUGUUUGUCUGCAGACUGUAAAGAUGAUGGCCGUCUUAGUAUGUAUAUGUUUUUGAUCAAAUCGAAGACAGAAAAAGAGAUGAAAGUAAAAAUUAAAUACAGUUUUACAAUUCUCAAUAAAGUCGAAAGUAAAUCUCGUUCAAAAAACUUUAAUACUGAAGAAUUUUCCACCAGAAAAGGUCAUGGAUGCGGCCGUAGCAACUUAAUUAAUAUCAAAGAAUUGAAAAAUCCUGACGAUGGAUUCGUAGACAAAGAUGGGAAUUUUUCUAUUAGACUAUCAAUUCAACAAGUGUAA
Molecule: messenger RNA, 1530 nt
Organism: Lottia gigantea (owl limpet)
Lineage: Eukaryota; Metazoa; Mollusca; Gastropoda; Lottiidae
Exons: 1
Coding region: 1-1530 (509 amino acids)
Molecular function (GO): zinc ion binding; protein binding
Source: RefSeq, a predicted model, not a curated record